AAGUAUAUCAAUCAAAAAGUCAACGUAGCGACACCACAGGCCUUAACAAAGCUAUUUUUCUCAGCAUAAAUAGACUUCAUACAAGUAUCUGGCAUUGAUUGACUUCCCGAAUGCUAAACUUUGUUCCAUAGAGAAAGGAAUGGAUGCCCCCAAGGAUCAUCAAAAUGUUGUAACCAUAGAUGUCCAUGCUGCCAAAGAUCUGCUCAAUUCAUCUGGUUAUCGUUAUCUGGAUGUUAGGUCAGUUGAGGAAUUCAACAAAAGCCAUGUUGAGAAUGCUCAUAAUGUCCCCUAUGUCUUCAUCACAGAAGCAGGACGGGUGAAAAAUCCAGAUUUUGUUGACCAGGUGGCAGCAAUAUGCAAGACUGAGGAUCAUUUGAUUGUGGCUUGCAAUAGUGGAGGAAGAUCACUCCGAGCCUCCGUUGAUCUGCUUGAUUCAGGAUUUAAGAAUAUUGUUAACAUGGGGGGAGGCUACUCUGCGUGGGUGGAUGCUGGAUUUGCCGGGAACAAGCCAGGAGAAGACCUCAAAACUAGUUGCAAGUUCCGUCCUAAUAUCGCAAAACCCACUGCACAACCAUAGUAGCAUUCUUUCCUUCUCCAAUUUUAUGAAUAAAGCUCAAUGCUUUUUUUAUUAUUUUAAUAAGAAAAUGUUGAAACGAUUUGUAUUUUCUAACUUCCUUUGUAUAAAAUAAAAAACGGUACUUAUGAUGGAGAAUUGGAGAUGACCUCUGGAUUUUUCAUCCAAUGGUGGAAAACAAGACAA
Glycine soja is the source of this 760-nucleotide messenger RNA. Its product is annotated as protein HIGH ARSENIC CONTENT 1, mitochondrial. The coding region runs from base 140 to 577 and encodes 145 amino acids. Gene Ontology annotation, molecular function: catalytic activity. Lineage: Eukaryota; Viridiplantae; Streptophyta; Magnoliopsida; Fabales; Fabaceae. The record is from RefSeq and is a predicted model, not a curated record. The transcript has 6 exons.